This is a messenger RNA of Clupea harengus (Atlantic herring), 1588 nucleotides long. Its product is annotated as lysophosphatidic acid receptor 6. Gene Ontology annotation, biological process: G protein-coupled receptor signaling pathway. Gene Ontology annotation, cellular component: membrane. Lineage: Eukaryota; Metazoa; Chordata; Actinopteri; Clupeiformes; Clupeidae. The record is from RefSeq and is a predicted model, not a curated record. Gene Ontology annotation, molecular function: G protein-coupled receptor activity; oxysterol binding.
UGUAGAGAGGCAGGUGGAUGGAAGGUUAGAGACGAAGUUGGGCUCUCCUGCUUUAAGGAAAUAUACUCAAGAAAACAACCCAGGCACGUGAAUCACCAUGAAGACUGUAACGUCAGAAACGCAGCUUCUGUACACAACUGUACAGAUGUACUCAUCAACGAUGAUGAACCAGACACACAACUCAGACUGUAAUUCCCGAGCAGACUUCCAGUUUUACCUCUUCCCUGUUGUCUACACCUUGGUGAUGAUCCUGGGCCUGCCAGGCAACCUGGGAGCUCUCUGGUUCUUCCUCUUCAAGAGGAAGCAGAGGACCGCCUCAGACAUCUACCUACUCAACCUGGCCGUGGCAGACACCGCGUUCCUGUGCACUCUGCCCUUCCGCAUCCACUACCACUGGCAGCACAACGUUUGGAAGUUGGGGAAUUUUGCUUGCGUCCUCAGUGGCAUCGGCUUCCACGCAAACAUCUAUGCCAGCAUUUUCUUCAUGACCUGCAUCUGCGUAGACCGCUACGUGGCUACCGUGUACCCGCUCACCUACCUGCGCCUGCGAAACACCCGUUGCACCAUGCUUGUGAGUUCCACCUUCUGGCUUGUGUAUGCCGUUGCUUUGCUGGUCUUCUUCUUAACUGGCCCUCCAGAUAGCGAGGGGGACAGUUGCUUUGAGAACUUCAGUCAGGAGGAGUGGGAGCGUCGUCUAGGGCCCUACAGCGUACUCUGCUUGGUGUUUGGCUCGCUGCUGCCCUCGGUGGUCAUCCUGGUGUGCUACCCCCUGGUAGCGCGCCGCAUCACCCACAUUCGCUCAAGCACAGCAGGCAAAGCUCGCCGCAUCAUCUAUAUCAUCCUGGCCAUCACCUUGGUAUGCUUCUUGCCUUACCACACAGUGCACCUUCUGCAUCUACUGCGCCGCAUGAAAUACAUACAGAACUGUGCCUGGGCAGAUGCCAUCUAUAAGGCCCGUCGCAUUACCAUGGCGCUGGUGAGCUUUAACAGUUGUCUGGACCCAGUGGUGUACUACUUCAGCACCAACAACUGCAAGUGGAGCAUGCCCAGACUUAGAUGGCUGCGGCCCAACAGAACGCGUGGCAUCUACUACAUAUCAACCGACCUGUAAGCUGGAAACUUCCUCUUGGCAUCCAGCCAGCCACUUCGAUGUCUUUCUACUGCUGGGAGAAGUUGAAAAGUCAGAAGGUAGUUAAAAACCUAUAGUUACGUGGUGUUGGACGACUCUGGACUCAUGCCUGACUCGUGGCAGAGAAAGAGUGAAAGGGUAAUGGACUGAAGAAUGGCAGUUUUCCAGAGUUGGUACAGGAGCAGGAUGUCUCUGUAUAGUAUUGUUCAGGUUUCCUUAUAUACUUCUGCCGUGUUCCAAAUUACUCUGGGGCAGACUAUGUACCCUAUGGACUCAUAGGAGAUUGCUAUACAUCUCCAUUAAGGGAGCCACAUUGAUGUAAAUACAGUUGUUUGCGAACAUGGUCUAUUUUGUAAUUGAAGCACGUUAUGUCUUAUGACACCUGCUAAACCUAGAAAUGUGGAACUGAAAAAUCUGUGCCAUUUUAGACAAAUGACAAUAACAUUAUCACAUCAAGAA